Messenger RNA from Trematosphaeria pertusa, 993 nucleotides. RefSeq lists its product as uncharacterized. Lineage: Eukaryota; Fungi; Ascomycota; Dothideomycetes; Pleosporales; Trematosphaeriaceae. The record is from RefSeq and is a predicted model, not a curated record. The transcript has 4 exons. Bases 1 to 993 code for a protein of 330 amino acids.
AUGUCACGUCUGAUACCGAGAAGUCCUGUCUCCCAAGUGCGAGUAUCUCUUCGGUACCUCCUCCUUCAUCCAUGCUAUCGGAACAUUCAAAAAGGGGUAGAGAAACUGUCGUUGGAUGGUCUCGUCGCGGCCGAAUCUGCAGAGCGCGUUUUACGGACUCUGUUCACCGCUUACCUAGGUACUCAGGCACCUCUACUCUUGAAACAGGCUCUUACACUCCCAGCAACAGUCGAACGUAGCGCGAAGCUACGGCUUCGCGCUGGUGCAAUCUCUGACUAUCACAAUGAUCAUCUAAACACUUACUCUGGGCCUUUCUGGCCAUGGGAAGAGAGUUACUUGGGCUUUUCUGGCUCAGGUCAAUGGCCGACAGACACUUACUCGCUGUUUAAUUGGGACGACAUCUCGUUGAGUCCGGGCACGCUCGAGUCAAACCCAGACUCGGCUGCCUUUGGACCUUCAGACGCCUUCGGCAUCUCGCUAUGUUCGGGUGGCCAAGGAUCGGAAUCCGGUUCGGCUGCUUUAGGACCGUCACCCCUAGAUGUCUCCCUCUUUGACUUCGAGGACUUGCCCGUUGGUUCAAAUGACCUGAGUGUUGGUUUUGAAGACUCUUCCAUCCGACCGAUCGAUGCUAAUCUACUGGAUCCAUUUUCAAAUCUCCAGCCUUCCCCUCAGCGAUGGGACAUGUCUCGGCCCGCUCCUACACCUACUCUUGAGCCCUUCACACUCCUAUCAAGAGAGACUACUGCGGAAGCUAUGUCACGAUUAGCUCUGCCGCUCGCGAGCAUGCCCCAUCGGUCCAUCGAGGGACCGUCAUCCGAAGUUUCUUCCGACCUCUCGUCUCGAGCGCGAUCCACCGAGGAUUCACACUCUGACGUCGCUCCGGACCCCUCAUGUCGAACGCUUCCCCGCCCAAUUGAGCGUGCUGUACUCCGAUUUGCAUGCAAGGUUCCCAGUUGCUCUGCCCGCUUCCUCCAGCGUCGGCAACUUGAGUGA